Molecule: messenger RNA, 2417 nt
Organism: Anastrepha ludens (Mexican fruit fly)
Lineage: Eukaryota; Metazoa; Arthropoda; Insecta; Diptera; Tephritidae
Product: protein FRA10AC1
Exons: 3
Coding region: 214-897 (227 amino acids)
Biological process (GO): dephosphorylation
Molecular function (GO): phosphatase activity
Source: RefSeq, a predicted model, not a curated record
UUGCCAGACAUUAUUUGUCAAAGUUUGUUUUCGUCGCCCUUUUUGUGUUUACAUUUUAGUUGUUAAAAUAGUGAAAUAAAUAACGCGAAACCGAAACACAUCGACAAAAUACAAAUAUAGACAAAAACGAGUCGAUUGAUAUCCAUAUCGACUAUUUUUAACUUCACUUGGGCCGUAAACUAAAUAAUUACCCAUUGUAUAAACACCCAUUCAAUGAAAUCGUUAAGCCAUCAAGAGCGACAUGAUUACAUUUUCCAAAAUUUUAUUCUCUGUGGUAAAUCGUCUGGAAGGGAUAAGCACUAUCAUGACAUCGAUAUUAUAAAGGAACAACAUCGGUUCUUAUGGGACGAAAAUGAAAAAACGGAAGAAGAUUCAUGGGAAGUACGCUUGGCUAAACGUUACUAUGACAAAUUAUUUAAGGAAUAUUGCAUAGCAGACUUAACUCGUCACAAAGAUAACAAGGUUGCUCUGCGCUGGCGUACUAAGGACGAAGUCGUAACAGGAAAAGGUCAAUUUCAGUGUGGAAGUAGUAAAUGUGAACAAAGAGAUAAUUUGCGUAGCUGGGAGGUGAAUUUUUCAUAUCGAGAACAAGGAGAGCGUAAAAAUGCGUUGGUCAAACUUCGUUUAUGUCCCACUCACUCAGAGCAAUUAAACUACACUUCUCGAAAACGAGAAAUAAAGCGCCUAAAAAAGUCUGUUAAUCGAAAAAUCGACAAUAAAAUAAAUGAGAAGCAUCCACAUGUGACUGAAGAUGCAGUAGAUGCAGUACCAGAAUCUGCUCCAAAUGAAACUCAAGAAAACCAGGAUAAUAUUUGGGAACGGAAACCUGACGCAGAAGUAGAACAAACUUCCCGUGAAACUGACUUUGAACGAUAUUUAGAAGACCUUCUGUUAUAAUUUAGCAUUUAUAUAGUUCUUGUUCAUAUGAACUGCUUUGUUUGUAUUCACGUUUGAGAAGGAAUAAAAAUAGCGCAAAAAGUAAACAUUUAUUAAAUGCAGGAAUACAAAGAAACUUAAUAUGAUCGAAUUUAAUACAUAAUAAAAAUAUAAUACAGAUACAAUGUUUCUUUUCUCGAGAAUAGCCUUCUUUAUUGCCAACAAUUAAAGCAGCAUUCAUACGAACUGAACUAUGGAAAAUUCGGCGAUAAGUAUUUUGCCGAGUUAUGUUUAGAAUUACAUAUUACAAUAAAAAGUUUAUAUUGUUCAUGCGUCCAGUAAAAUUAACUGAUACACAGAUAUUAUGAAUGAAUACUCCCAAUAUUAUAAACAUAACUUGCGGAAUUGUAAUUUUUAAAACACUAGCUUUAAUGCUGACUAGGAUCAAAAUACAUUGCUAACAUUUUGUAGUGCGGCGUAUGCAAAGAAAUUGUCGGUUUGGAAGUCAGUUCAUGUCUGCUCAAAAAUAAUCGCGACCUGAAAAUGAACUGUAUGGAAAAGAAAUUUUCAACACCUACCACGUUUCUGAAAGUACUAACUGGAUUCAAAUAUUCAAGCAGAUCUUUUCGAGCUCCAAUUUACUAGAACCCUUUGAAGAUGCAGUUAAUUUACGAUUGUUAUAAAGUACGGAAGGAGAAAACUACUACACAUAAAAAGCUCACUCGAAACGAAGUGAAUGUAAAUUUUACAGAUUUGUCAUGAUGCUGAAGUGUGCAAAUGAUCAUAAGAGAUAAAAUUAGGGGAAUAUAGUAUGAAGUAUGCAGUCCUCAGCACUCCAAUUUACUAGAACCCUUUGAAGAUGCAGUUAAUUUACGAUUGUUAUAAAGUACGGAAGGAGAAAACUACUACACAUAAAAAGCUCACUCGAAACGGAGUGAAUGUAAAUUUUACAGAUUUGUCAUAAUGCUGAAGUGUGCAAAUGAUCAUAAGAGAUAAAAUUAGGGGAAUAUAGUAUGAAGUAUGCAGUCCUCAGCACUCCAAUUUACUAGAACCCUUUGAAGAUGCAGUUAAUUUACGAUUGUUAUAAAGUACGGAAGGAGAAAACUACUACACAUAAAAAGCUCACUCGAAACGGAGUGAAUGUAAAUUUUACAGAUUUGUCAUGAUGCUGAAGUGUGCAAAUGAUCAUAAGAGAUAAAAUUAGGGGAAUAUAGUAUGAAGUAUGCAGUCCUCAGCACUAAAACUGUAUUGAGCGAUGGAAGGAACUAUAUUUUGCAAUAUACUUCUCACUUUUCCUCAGAAAACAGUUUAAAAUAAUAUCAACGAGAAAUGACAUGGAUUAAUAAUUUAAGAAAUUAAAAUUGGAAAAAUCUGUUUAAAUAAUAAUAGUAGUAAUAAAGUUUGUCUGAAUUGACAUCUAAGUUGUUACAAAUCUCAUCAAUUUGUUACUAAAUAUUAAUUACCAAAAGUCAUAAACUGGUAAUGCAGUUGUAAGCAAUUAGUAAUACCUUGUAAUAUCCGAUUUAAAAAUGAUUAAUUAA